GUAUUUUCCUUCAAAACUUCAACCCCUCCAAAAUAAUAUUAUUUUUUCUCCAUUUCGUUACAAUUUAAGCUUCUCCCGCAGGCGAAAUUUUCUUUAUCAAACACCAUUACUCUUUAUAUUACCAGAAUUUCCAGUUCUUGAUCUCAAUUUUUCACUGAAAAUGGCUUUCCAAAAGAUCAAAGUGGCUAACCCCAUAGUUGAAAUGGACGGAGAUGAAAUGACCCGUGUCAUUUGGAAAUUAAUUAAGGAUAAGCUCAUCUUGCCUUUUCUGGAGUUGGAUAUAAAAUACUUCGAUCUUGGCCUUCCUCAUCGUGAUGCCACAGAUGAUAAGGUUACAAUUGAAAGCGCUGAGGCUACUUUGAAGUAUAAUGUAGCUAUUAAGUGUGCAACCAUCACUCCAGAUGAGGCCCGUAUGAAAGAGUUUAACUUGAAGCAUAUGUGGAAGAGUCCAAAUGGGACAAUUAGGAACAUUCUGAAUGGUACGGUGUUCAGGGAACCAAUCCUCUGCAAAAAUAUCCCGCGACUUGUUCCAAGUUGGUCAAAACCGAUAUGCAUUGGCAGACAUGCUUUUGGUGAUCAAUACCGAGCUACUGAUACAGUGAUUCAAGGAGCUGGAAAACUCAAAUUAGUAUUUGUACCAGAAGGGACAGAUGAAAAGACCGAGUUCGAGGUGUACAACUUCACUGGUGCUGGUGGAGUAGCUCUAUCCAUGUACAACACUGAUGAGUCUAUUUGCUCUUUUGCUGAAGCUUCUAUGAACAUGGCAUACCAAAAGAAAUGGCCACUCUAUCUUAGCACAAAAAAUACCAUCCUUAAGAAAUACGACGGAAGAUUCAAGGACAUAUUCCAGGAAGUUUACGAGUCAAAAUGGAAGUCAAAGUUUGAGGAAGCUGGGAUCUGGUACGAACAUCGCCUCAUUGAUGAUAUGGUUGCUUAUGCUUUAAAAAGUGACGGUGGUUAUGUAUGGGCAUGUAAAAACUAUGAUGGAGAUGUACAGAGUGAUUUCUUAGCACAAGGAUUUGGAUCGCUUGGAUUGAUGACAUCGAUCCUGAUAUGUCCAGAUGGAAAGACCGUGGAAGCAGAAGCAGCCCAUGGAACUGUUACACGCCACUACAGGGUUCAUCAGAAAGGAGGUGAAACCAGCACAAAUAGCAUUGCCUCGAUUUUUGCUUGGACUCGUGGACUUGCACAUAGGGCAAAGUUGGACAACAAUACUGAACUCUUGGAUUUCACCAAAAAACUAGAAGCAGCUUGCAUUGGUGCAGUGGAGAACGGGAAAAUGACAAAAGAUCUAGCACUUAUUAUCCACGGAUCGAAGGUCACUAGACGUCAAUAUGUGAACACUGAAGAGUUCAUCGAUGCUGUGGCUGAUGAGCUGAAAGCUAGACUUCUAAAAGCAAAGAUAUAAGUGAUAGGUUUCCGCUUAGAGGAGAAAGACAUUUUGCUAGAACUUUGAGGAUCGAUUCAUAUAGACGAUCUGAACUUGUUUGGGAUUAAGGUGUCGUUGUUGUAUUAUGGCUGUAGUGCAUCAUUAUUCACUAAUCCACACUUAACCCUGGAUUAGUGUGUUCUUGUUCCCCUCAUUGGAAAAUAAACUUUGAAUUUUCAGAUGAUUUUUUAUGCAAAAUAAAAUUAGUGUGUAAUGUUUCAUAUUUGCCAUUUGUAUCUAGAAUGUCAUUAGUUAUUA
Solanum pennellii is the source of this 1687-nucleotide messenger RNA. RefSeq names its product isocitrate dehydrogenase [NADP]-like. The coding region runs from base 161 to 1408 and encodes 415 amino acids. The record is from RefSeq and is a predicted model, not a curated record. Lineage: Eukaryota; Viridiplantae; Streptophyta; Magnoliopsida; Solanales; Solanaceae. Gene Ontology annotation, biological process: isocitrate metabolic process. Gene Ontology annotation, molecular function: NAD binding; magnesium ion binding; isocitrate dehydrogenase (NADP+) activity. The transcript is spliced from 16 exons. Gene Ontology annotation, cellular component: mitochondrion.